Molecule: messenger RNA, 1014 nt
Organism: Exophiala oligosperma
Lineage: Eukaryota; Fungi; Ascomycota; Eurotiomycetes; Chaetothyriales; Herpotrichiellaceae
Exons: 1
Coding region: 1-1014 (337 amino acids)
Source: RefSeq, a predicted model, not a curated record
AUGCCUCCACUCCAAGAUGUUCAUGCUCCUGUAGAGGACGAGUACGAUGAAGAGGCUGACAGCGAUUUCCAAGCAGAUGCAGUCGGCGAUGAAGAUAUCUCCUCCACAUCCGAAGACGACCUCCCCGAACAGGAUGAAACAUCGCAGAGACCUCGCAAAAGACGGAAGGUAGAGAAGGUUCAGUCGGCCCCCGUCACUGAAUUGGACUCAGGGGAUGAGGCUACAAUUAAAGAGCAAAGAGCGUCUCGCAAGAAACACCAAAAACAGGCUAAUAAUGAAAAUGAAAGUGGUAACGAAUCGGAAGGAUGGCGAGCACAAACACGCGCCAUGCGCACAAAGGAGAAAGAGGAACGGAGGAGAAACAAAUUGGCAUCCGUCAAGGGCAGCACCAUCGACGUGGACAAGAUAUGGGAGGAGAUGAACAAGCCACAACCACUGCAUUCAUCGAAUGUGCAGCCAAACAGCCACAAUGACGUUCUGGACGACAAGGCGAUCGCAAUCCAGUUGCCUAAAACGACAGACGGGGUCGUGGAAAAGGAGAAUCUGCCAGAAUUUUUUUCCGAAGAGAUGAUAACAAUCAAGCGCACCUAUAAAUUUGCUGGCGAAGUGCAUGUGGAAGAGAAGAAUGUGCCCAAGUCUUCGGCCGAAGCGCAGCUCUGGCUAGCCCAGCAACAGUCGACAAAGGCACCCGUCCUUGAAGCUGAUGGCAAGAUGGUCAAUAGACCGCUUCGGAGGAUCUCUCGGUUUGAUCCCAAUUUCAGUAAUCUGGCCGCAUUCAAAUCGUCAUGGGUGAAGCAAGGUGCAGGGGCAGGACAGCAUGCCGGGCCCAAACUCAAUGUGGUGGAAAAGAGUAAGAUGGACUGGGCUGUUCAUGUGGACACUCAAGGGCUGAAAGAAGAGCUGGACAUUCAUGCAAAAGCAAGAGACGGCUACCUCAGUAGAAUGGAUUUCCUAAGGGAGGUAGAAGGUCGCAAAGAAGCAGAGGCGAGAGCGGCGAGGCUGAGAACUGCAUGA